AUGAGUGAGGCUAGCGAGGGUGUCGGUGCCAAGGGCAGCACUGUGCAAGUGCCAUGGGCGAGGCUGGCUCAGGGACAGGCGUUGGGUGCCAUCAGCGGAGCAGGAAAGGUGGGGGUGGUCUUGGCUUCAAAGGCAGGGCACCAUGGUCGUCGGACGCAGGGACACAGCAGGCGCUUGGGCAAGGGUAGGUUCCGGAGCAAGUAUGGGUGCUUUAGCAUAGAUGGCGCAGGUGCAGGCGGAGCUAGGUGA
Messenger RNA from Ilex paraguariensis (yerba mate), 249 nucleotides. The record is from the annotation of a GenBank genome assembly. NCBI's taxonomy places the organism in Eukaryota, Viridiplantae, Streptophyta, Magnoliopsida, Aquifoliales, Aquifoliaceae.